UACAUACAAAAACCUUAUAUAUACACACACGAACAAAAUCAGCACAAUCAAAAUCAACUGAGCUAUCAGUGUAUAUUUUCAAAAAACUUGAAGUUUAGAAACCAAAAAAAUGGCCAAGGGACCUGGUCUUUACUCUGAUAUAGGCAAAAAAGCUAGAGAUCUUUUGUACAGGGAUUAUCAAAGUGACCAAAAGCUAUCGAUUACUACUUACUCUACUAAUGGAGCCGUUAUCUCAUCAUCGGCAACUAAGAAAGGGGAGUUAUUGUUGGCAGAUGUUGGUACACAGCUGAAGCAUGGAAAGGCUACUGUUGAUUUCAAAGUCGACACAGCCUCUAACUUGUUGGGAACCAUCACUGUUGAUGAAGCUGCUCCAGGAUUGAAAUCAAUCCUUAGUUUCAAAGUUCCAGACCAAAAAUCUGCCAAGCUGGAACUCCAAUACUUGCAUGACUAUGCGGGGAUCAGCUCUAGUGUUGGGUUGACUGCAAACCCGACAAUUAACUUCUCUGGGGUGAUAGGAACUAGUCUUGCUGCACUUGGAACUGAUGUCUCCUUUGACACUCAAACAGGAGAUUUCACCAAAUACAAUGCUGGGUUUAGCUUCUGCAAUGCUGAUCUGAUUGCUUCCUUGGCUGUGAAUGAAAAGGGCAACCUGUUGAGUGGAUCUUACUACCAUCUAUUGAGCCCUUUGACAAAUACAGCAGUUGGUACGGAGGUAACUCACAACUUUUCAACCAAUGAGAACACCAUCAAUGUUGGGACACAGCAUGAACUGGAUCCUUUGACCACAGUGAAGGCGCGGGUCAACAAUUCUGGGAAGGUUCAUGCUCUUAUCCAGCAUGAGUGGCGUCCUAAGUCCCUUUUCACAAUAUCUGGUGAAGUUGACACCAAGGCUGUGGACAAGACUGCAAAGGUUGGGCUGGCCUUGUCUCUGAAACCCUGACGGGCAAUAGCUUCUGUGUCUGGAUGUAGUAGUUGGCCAAUAAACAUCUCCCCUUGGUUCUAAUAUCUUCAUGGUGUCGGGGACUAUAAAUAAUAUUGACAAUUAGUUCUAACUCUCUAUUUCAUCCUUUCUCAAAGGCUGGAUGACAGGCAGUUAAAAUUUGAAGAGUUUACUUCCGAAGUUUUUGUUUUUUACUGCAGAUAAUCAGAAAGUUCAACCUUUCCCCUCGGGGGUAAAUGUAUUAUUAUCCUUCGUUAAGUGUUACUAAUUGCCUCUUCCAAUGGAUGAAUGCCUUUUUGUAA
Molecule: messenger RNA, 1242 nt
Organism: Daucus carota subsp. sativus
Lineage: Eukaryota; Viridiplantae; Streptophyta; Magnoliopsida; Apiales; Apiaceae
Product: mitochondrial outer membrane protein porin of 34 kDa-like
Exons: 6
Coding region: 110-940 (276 amino acids)
Biological process (GO): monoatomic anion transmembrane transport
Cellular component (GO): mitochondrial outer membrane
Molecular function (GO): voltage-gated monoatomic anion channel activity
Source: RefSeq, a predicted model, not a curated record